GGCAUUCUUAUUGGACGUUUCUCCGGCUGAAUAAUCAGGUUGGGAUAGUGCGGCCGGUGAUGUAUGGGCGGCUCAUCGUGUGGGAAUGGCCCGGGACAGCACGGAGUCUCGCUUCCUGGAGGUGCUGCACCGCUUUGGAGGACCGCAACGCGUCCAGCUAGUCGGAGAACUGUGGGACCGGGCGGAGAGCCGGGCUCUGCUGGAAGGGUUUCUCAGGGACAUAUUCCCGGCUGAGCUUCCUCCUGGGGCGGACAUACUGAGGAGUAAGGCGGCUCAGCAAGGCAGUGAGAAGGGACACCUGUGUGAGGGAAGCCCGGGGCGCGGCGGUGAGAAGGCACCCCUGUGUGAGGGGAGCCCGGAACACGGCGAGAAUGGAGCGGGACCCCGGUGUGAGGGGAGCCCGGAACACGGCGAGAAUGGAGCUGGACCCCGGUGUGAGGGGAGCCCGGAACACGGCGGGAAUGGAGCUGGACCCCGGUGUGAGGGGAACCCGGAGCGCGGCGGUGAGAAGGACCCUCAACGCGGAGCCCAGCCUGCGGUCCCCACACGCCCCGCCCCUCAGCCUAAACCAGAGCGGACUUUACGCUUCGGAUUGGUGUUCUUCCUGUGCCGGGCGGAGACUUUGAGACUGAGAGGAGCGAGCCGUCAACUGCGGGAGAUACUGCGGGACGUCCGGGAACGAAUGCCGGCAGGUGGCGCUGUUAUCGGAGUGAUCAUGAAGACGAAGAGCGAGGUCAAUGGGCAGGAGAUAGGGGUGCUGUGUGAGGAUGGGGGCUCUGAGGUCUCCUCUCUCCUGGCCAUCCUGCAGGCCGUGUUCCCUGAGAAGAGUCGGGGGAAGCUGUGCUCAGAGGUCCGGGCAUGUGUCCUCCUCCCCGGACAGGAGGAGUCCAGGAGAGAGAUCCAGAGGCUGGCCUGCGAGGCGCUCACAGCGGCAGAUGAGCUGAGAAAAGUAAAGCCCAAAAUGAAGUCCCAAUGUUUCUCAUGGAGGAGAAGGAGAUGGAAGGACUGUGUAGAGAAGGAGUUUGUUCAAGAAGGAACCGCUUUGACAGUGUUGCAGUAUCCCAAUGGAGAUUGUACUGAGACAACUGAUGCCUAGUAUCACCAGUGAUGUCUCUCUGCCUGGAAAUAACUUCUAAAGAAUCUGGACAGCAACCUAAGACAUUCCCAAACUAGGGCCUUGUGUAUGAGCACGUUAUUACUAAAUGUUAUUUCCUUUGCAGUUGUCAAUUACUGCCAACACACUGGAAAGUGAGAGUGAAUUUGCCAUCUGCUGGGUAAUAACUUUUUUUGUACUGAGGACUGUGAAAGGAGUAUUAUGUGCAUGUCACUGCUCUGUCUGUUGUAUCAGGAUGGCCUCUAUAGUUUAUGUACGUAGUAAAAGAACAUAAAAAAAAACCUAUCUAAGACGCUGAUCAUCUUGUGAAGCUGCUGAACUAUGGUUACAUAUGUAAUGUUACUUUUGUAUACAUUUAUGAUUUAUAAAGAAACAUAUCAAUGGCAAAUUAAGUUUAAAAAAAAAAAAA
Messenger RNA from Rana temporaria (common frog), 1523 nucleotides. It is a transcript of the gene C4H2orf72, whose product is annotated as chromosome 4 C2orf72 homolog. The coding region runs from base 86 to 1096 and encodes 336 amino acids. NCBI's taxonomy places the organism in Eukaryota, Metazoa, Chordata, Amphibia, Anura, Ranidae. The record is from RefSeq and is a predicted model, not a curated record. The transcript has 4 exons.